Molecule: messenger RNA, 2280 nt
Organism: Artibeus jamaicensis (Jamaican fruit-eating bat)
Lineage: Eukaryota; Metazoa; Chordata; Mammalia; Chiroptera; Phyllostomidae
Gene: CD200
Product: CD200 molecule
Exons: 7
Coding region: 141-1055 (304 amino acids)
Biological process (GO): regulation of immune response; negative regulation of macrophage activation
Molecular function (GO): cell-cell adhesion mediator activity
Source: RefSeq, a predicted model, not a curated record
CGUCCAUCCGCGCACGCAGUGCUGGAGCCGCAGGCGGUCCCGCGCUACACUGCAGACCUCGAGGUGCGCGGCCCGGGCCGGCGUGAGAUCCUCUGGACUUCCCAGCUGAAGCUGGCUACCCUGCUCGGCCAGGAGCGAGGAUGGAAAGGCGGGUGUUCGGGAGGUCCUUCUGUCAUCUGUCUACCUACAGACUGAUUUGGUUCUUGGCAGCAGUGAUGCUAUGCAGGGCACAAGUGCUGACCCAAAACAAAAGAGAGAAGAUGAACACACCUGCUUCCUUACAGUGCUUUCUGGAAUCUUCCCAGGAAGUCUUGAUUGUGACAUGGCAGAAAGUCAAGGCUGUAAGUCCAGAAAACAUGGUCACCUUCAGCAAUGAACAUGGGGUUGUGGUCCAGCCUGCUUUUAAGAAUAAGAUGAACAUAACUGAGCUGGGACUUCGGAACACGACCAUUACCUUCUGGAACACCACUCUGGAGGAUGAGGGGUGUUACCGGUGCCUCUUCAACACCUUCGGUGCUGGGAAGAUGGUGGGAGAACCCUGCCUCAUUCUCUUUGUACAGCCCACAGUAUUCCUUCACACUAAAUACUUUGAAGGCCAUCUAAAUGUCACUUGUUCUGCCAAUGCCCGCCCAGCCCCUUUGAUCUCCUGGAAGGUCUCUGGGUCAGGAAUGGACAACAGUACUGAGACUAUCUCUCAUCCCAAUGGGACCACAUCUGUCAUCAGUGUCCUCCAGGUCAAAGACCCCAAGAAUCAAGUGGGGAAUGAGGUGAUCUGCCAGGUGCAGCACCUGGGCACCCUGACUGACUUCCGGCAAGCUCUAAACAAUGGUUUUUGGUUUUCAGUUCCACUACUGUUAAGUAUUGUUUCCCUGGUAAUUCUUCUGAUCUUAAUCUCAAUCUUACUAUACUGGAAACGUCGCCGGACCCAAGACAGAGUUAAGCUGCCUAGCGAAGGAAGGUAUGAUGCAAUUUCUCUUUGCACCAUUCCUGAAGGGAUCAUUAUAGUUACUUCUCAUGAGACUGAAACAAGCCUUAGAAGAGUCACAGAAUCCUGAACAUUCGUCACUGGUCUACUUGAAGCUGAUGCAGGAAGAAAGGGUCAUCUCCAGGGACCUAUGAGAGCAAAAGAGGUGGAAAUAAAAGGCCUAAGAAUUUCAAGACUUCCUACUGCCAUCUAAGCUCCCAAUACCUGUGUGAGUUCCCGGAGGAAGUCGUCUGAUCCUCAGGUCUGUUGUAGGAACUGAUUUUGUAAAGCAGCGCAGUGUUGUGCUACUGAACGGAUGCCGGACUCAGAAUCAGUGGCCACAGCUUGAGACUGACUUUGCCUGAGACUGGCACCAACCCUGUUAAUCACAUUAUUCGGUGAAUUUCCAUGAUGGCAUCCAGAAAAUUAAGAAGUUGGGCCAAAUCAUUUGCCAUUCUGCUCUAAAAAAAUGAAGAAAUCCCGGGAAAAGGGAAAAGAUCUGAAAAAAAAAAUUGGAAAGGUUAGGACCAAAGAACUUUUUUCUGAGAUUACCUUUUGCUUUUCUGUGAUGGUUCCCUCUCUUCUUCCCCGUUCUUAGGUUCAUGAGUCUGUUUCCUUGUCACUUGCUAUCUGGUCCACCGCCUGCUUCCUGCUUUGUUAAUAACUGCUCUCUCUAGAACCCUUGGUUUCACUGCUGUUCUUCAUGUAGUGCUAUGACACUGACCACCAUGAAAAUGGGAUUGAAUUUAUUGUGAAAUAACAUUGGUGACUUCAAUUUUACUUAUUUUUAUAGCAGAAUAAAUAUUGUUAGUCUUAGAUAGCAGCUCCCACUUGUUUCAAAAACAAAAAAAGCAUGCACUCUUUGUCCAUUUGUCUCAUCAUAGGACCUGGCCCUAUUUUAGUCAUUCUGCAUUCAGACUAGUAUAAUGAAAAUAUAUUAUAAAAGCAAGCACUGAGGGAGUUUCCUAAAUAGCAAUUGGCCAGUUCGGAUGCUUUGUUUCUCCUUUCUUCCCUCCCACGAGCUCUCUCUUCCCAGUAGUAGAGGAAGCAUGGGUGAGCGUGCAAUUCCCUUUGUCCUAACUACAUUGUUUUAACUAAUGGGACAAUUUUUGAACUCUUUAAUAAUCAUAAUACCAAAUUAGCAAUUUUUUUCAGUGUCUUUUCUUUUCCUUAUCCAGCGACCUAGAAAUGAAAGCUUAAGUUGUUUUCACUGUUGAAUUGGGUAUUUAUAUAUUUAGUAACCUUUUCAGGUGUUAUUUAAUUAUGUAUUAUUUCUUACAUUUGUAUAAAAUAUUGAAUUAAAAGUUUCAACUCCA